AUGGAUUCCAACCCAACUUGUAAUGACAAGGAUAAGGACAAUGACAAGAAGAAGACAGUGCAACAUUCUAUGCUUCUAUGCUGCAAGUUAUACAUAUCCGAAUCACGAAACAAAGAAGCUCUCGAUUUGAUCGAACGAGCAGUUAAGCGCGAUCCAGAAACUGUCAUCGUGAACAAAUUCGAGGAUCGAGAAUAUAAUAGGGUUAGGUACACCCUUGUAUCGUACGUCGCUCAUGAUAGUAUAGGGUGUCCAAUCUACAGCCCUUUGCAUCAAUCUGUGAUGGCCAUGGCUGAAGCUGCUUAUGAAGCCAUAAAUCUCGAGUUGCAUUCCGGGGCUCACCCACGACUUGGUGUAGUGGACGACAUCGUUUUUCAUCCGUUGGGUCGGGCUUCAUUGGAUGAAGCAGCUUGGCUUGCCAAGGCAGUGGCUGCAGAUAUUGGAAAUAGAUUUCAAGUGCCGGUGUAUCUAUAUGGUGCAGCACAUCCAACAGGGAAGGCUUUAGACACCAUCAGGCGUGAACUCGGGUAUUAUCGACCCAAUUUUAUGGGCAACCAGUGGGCUGGAUGGACGCAACCCGAAAUUCUCCCUGAAAGACCUAAUGAAGGACCAAACACGGUGACUCGUGCUAGAGGCAUUGCUAUGAUCGGUGCACGUUCAUGGGUUGCCACCUAUAAUGUUCCCAUCUUGUCGACAGACGUUUCAACAGCUAGACGGAUUGCAUUGAUGGUAAGUGCUCGAGGUGGAGGCCUGCCUACUGUUCAAACACUAGGACUUGUUCAUGGUGAGGACACAACUGAGAUAGCUUGCAUGUUACUCGAACCAAAUCAAAUUGGUGCUGAUCGAGUCCAAAAUCAUGUUCAAAUGCUGGCAGAACAAGAAGGUUUAGAUGUCGAGAAGGGUUAUUUUACUGAUUUUUCACCAGAGAUGAUUGUUGAAAGAUACUUGAAAUUAAUCUCUUCCGGCUCUGCCUGA
Molecule: messenger RNA, 972 nt
Organism: Fraxinus pennsylvanica
Lineage: Eukaryota; Viridiplantae; Streptophyta; Magnoliopsida; Lamiales; Oleaceae
Source: the annotation of a GenBank genome assembly